This is a messenger RNA of Cyprinus carpio (common carp), 2360 nucleotides long. RefSeq names its product cytohesin-1-like. Gene Ontology annotation, biological process: regulation of ARF protein signal transduction. Lineage: Eukaryota; Metazoa; Chordata; Actinopteri; Cypriniformes; Cyprinidae. The coding region runs from base 166 to 1365 and encodes 399 amino acids. The transcript has 13 exons. The record is from RefSeq and is a predicted model, not a curated record. Gene Ontology annotation, molecular function: guanyl-nucleotide exchange factor activity.
CUCCCCAGUUCACGGAUGAACACCCUUCCUUGACCGCAAUCCUUCCGCUCUCGACUGUUAUGUAAAACCCCCGCUUCUGUUCUCGAAAGUUGACGGUAAAGUUGAGUUGUUGUUGUAAAGCGAGAUAUUUUAUUGACGGUAUCGUGUGACUGCAGACUCAGAGCGAUGGUGCUGAAAUCCGAGGACGGUGUCGUGCCUGACGACCUCACUCCUGAGGAGCAGAAAGAACUGGAAAACAUCCGCCGGCGAAAGCAGGAGCUGCUGGACGACAUUCAGCGUCUGAAAGAUGAGAUAGCCGAAGUGACUAGUGAGAUCGAGAACCUGGGUUCCACAGAGGAGAGGAAAAACAUGCAGAGGAACAAACAAGUGGGAAUGGGCCGCAAGAAAUUCAACAUGGACCCCAAAAAGGGGAUCCAGUUCCUCAUUGAAAAUGACCUUGUGAAGAACACCAGUGAAGACAUCGCACGCUUCCUCUACAAGGGUGAAGGUCUUAACAAGACUGCAAUAGGAGACUACCUGGGAGAGAGGGAUGACUUCAAUAUCCAAGUCCUUCAUGCUUUUGUGGAGCUGCACGAGUUCACAGAUUUGAACCUGGUUCAGGCUCUCAGGCAGUUUCUCUGGAGUUUCAGACUUCCUGGUGAGGCCCAGAAGAUUGACAGAAUGAUGGAGGCAUUUGCCCAGCGCUACUGCCAGUGCAACCCGGGAGUCUUUCAGUCCACAGACACAUGCUACAUUUUGUCCUUCGCCGUCAUCAUGUUAAACACCAGCCUUCACAACCCAAACGUUAAGGACAAGCCCACAGUGGAGCGUUUCAUCUCCAUGAACAGAGGCAUUAAUGAUGGAGGAGACCUGCCAGAAGAACUGCUCAGGAAUCUAUAUGACAGCAUCAAGAACGAGCCCUUCAAAAUCCCCGAAGAUGACGGCAAUGACCUGACACACACUUUCUUCAACCCAGACAGAGAGGGCUGGCUGCUCAAACUGGGAGGGGGACGCGUCAAAACCUGGAAAAGACGGUGGUUCAUUCUCACAGAUAACUGCCUUUACUACUUUGAGUACACUACUGAUAAAGAACCAAGAGGCAUCAUCCCUCUGGAAAACCUCAGCAUCCGUGAAGUGGAGGACAAGAAGCCGAACUGCUUUGAGCUCUUCAUCCCUGACAAUAAGGACCAGGUGAUCAAGGCGUGUAAGACCGAGGCGGACGGACGGGUCGUAGAAGGAAAUCACACCUUCUACCGGAUCUCCGCUCCCACCACCGAGGAGAAAGACGAAUGGAUGAACAGCAUUAAGGCGGCCAUCAGUAGAGAUCCUUUCUACGAGAUGCUGGCAGCGAGGAAGAAGAAGGUCUCCUCUAUGAAGAGACACUAGAGCUGCUCAGGACGCUGGAGUUACAGAUUCAGGGCUACUGGAACUGCUCCCCCUUGUGGAGACAGUGAGCUGCGCACAGAGAAAAACAACCCCAGAUUCAGAAAGAAACCAGACCGGAUCAGCGGAAAAGUAUCUCUUUCUAAACAUCUUCUUGCUCAGCUCUAGUGUGUGUGUGUGUGUGUUGGAAGGAAGGAAGUGGGCUUUUUACUUGCUGCUGCUUCCUUGAAACCCCCAAAGAGAACAUUUUUCCUCACACUUAACCAAAAUACGCUUUGUCCUCUUUCUAUGCCUCUCGUCUCUUGCACACGCACACACUCUUGCAUUAUCUGAAAUCAGCAGGUCUGACAGAAUGUGGAAAACCAAACGAAAGCUCCUACACACAAUUCGUGCCGAGGAUAUGUACAGGCAAUAAGUGUAUUUUUAAACUUUUUUAACCGUGCACAAGCUGCUUAGUCCUCAGAGAUUUAUUUGUGUAUUUAAUUGUAAAAACAUUUUCCAAGAGACUUCUAUAAUUUGCAAAGGAAAUCUAACUUUGUAGGGACGGUGGAAAAUCACCCUAUAUGGUUGGUAGAUUAAUUUGCCUUUUACGGUAAAUAGGCAUUUGUUUAUUUUCUUAAGAUGCGACAUGCGUAUUUAGCAUGUUGUGAGAAGCUUCUGCAAUGCUUGGCAGCUGGGUUUGCAGUGUAACACAUGAGCAGAAAGCCUGGAUGGUGGCCAGCUAGGGAUUAUGGGAUAUCACCAUUUCCUGGAAAUCAUGCAUUGGUACUACCUCUCAGACAGACAAGACGUAAUUAGCAUAUUGUAAUGUUUUCUUUUUAAAUUUUACGUGAGUGUUUGGACUUUCACAUAAAAUGCUUUUGAUAAAAUGUAUAAACGUGCCUAAUAACAAUAAAAGUUCAGUUUCAGUGAAGACUGUCAAUGGCAGUUCAAUCAGAAGAUGCUCCAGUGCCUGCUUGCGUUUCUCCAGUCACCUUCCGUUCUUAGGUUUCCAUCGG